This is a messenger RNA of Saccoglossus kowalevskii, 702 nucleotides long. RefSeq names its product UDP-galactose translocator-like. Gene Ontology annotation, biological process: pyrimidine nucleotide-sugar transmembrane transport. The record is from RefSeq and is a predicted model, not a curated record. NCBI's taxonomy places the organism in Eukaryota, Metazoa, Hemichordata, Enteropneusta, Harrimaniidae. Gene Ontology annotation, cellular component: Golgi membrane. Gene Ontology annotation, molecular function: pyrimidine nucleotide-sugar transmembrane transporter activity.
AUGGACUUAACAAGAGUGAAUCUGGAACAUUCCAAGGGACCAUGCAUGCUCCAGGCAUCAAUGCAAAUGAAGAUUUUUACAACUGCUAUGUUUUCUAUGUUGAUGUUGAGGAAGACUCUGAGUCGUGUGCAGUGGGGAUCACUGGUUAUUCUAUUCAUUGGAGUUGCUGUUGUGCAGAUACAACCCAAGGAUACAGAUAAACAGCACACUGAGAAAUACUUGGAGCACAUACAACAAGAUACAGUAUAUGGUCUUUUCAUUGUUAUCCUUAUGUGUCUGUCAUCUGGUUUCUCUGCUGUUUAUUUUGAGAAAAUUCUCAAGGAAACCGCAGGAUCUGUUUGGUUGAGGAAUAUACAACUUGGGAUUUAUGGUAUCUUGUUUAGCACUGUUGCUAUGUUCUUAAAAGAUGGAGCUGCAAUCAGAGAGAAAGGGUUUUUCCAUGGCUACACUCCUCUUGUUUGGUUUGUUGUAGUUUGGCAGGCAUUUGGAGGUCUGCUUGUGGCAUUGGUGGUAAAAUAUGCGGAUAAUAUACUGAAAUUGUUUACGACAGCACUUGCCCUAGUGAUAUCUGUGGUAGCUUCUGUGUAUCUGUUCGGUUUUCACAUCAAUCUACAAUUUUGUUUUGGAGCUGGAUUGGUUAUAUUGGCUGGAUAUUUAUACACAAGGAAUAAGAGCCAACCACAACCCCAAAUAUAUGUUUAG